Molecule: messenger RNA, 1600 nt
Organism: Manis javanica (Malayan pangolin)
Lineage: Eukaryota; Metazoa; Chordata; Mammalia; Pholidota; Manidae
Gene: POLG2
Product: DNA polymerase gamma 2, accessory subunit
Biological process (GO): mitochondrial DNA replication
Cellular component (GO): cytoplasm; mitochondrion
Source: RefSeq, a predicted model, not a curated record
UCUGGUUGUGGCGGUUUAAUGGUAUCAGUACCCAAAUGGGUGACUAUGCUCUUCAUCUCCAGAGGGCGGUGCGCUCUAGUGCAGCUGUCAAGGCUUGCCGGAAAGUCUGCAGGUGUCUGUCGUCUCGCUUUGGUGGUCGAAUAGAUGGUGGGCAGCCAGAGCAGUUAACGGAGGAAAGUAGCUCCCAAGGAAGGCCCCCACGGUCGCACGCAGAGCUGCUCAGCGGGAGCGAGCCGGGAGAAGCCUCGGAAUCCCGCGAACCGAGCGAGGCGCUGAUAGAGAUCUGCCAGAGAAGGCAUUUCCUCAGCGGCACCAUGCGGCAGCUUAGCCGAGAUUCUCUUCUGAGCGGGUGCCACCCUGGCUUUGGUCCCUUGGGCAUAGAGUUGCGGAAGAACCUGGCGGCAGAAUGGUGGUCCUCGGUGGUGGUGUUCAGGGAGCAGGUCUUCCCUGUAGACGCCCUCCACCAGGAACCUGGUCUUUCGCUGCCUGAGGACUGUGGCUUCAGGUUAGUUUCUGCAGAAACGCUACGCGAAAUCUUGCAAGACAAAGAGCUGAGUAAGGAACAGCUAGUAGCAUUUCUUGAGAACUUACUAAAAACUUCUGGGAAACUACGGAAGAACCUUCUUCACGGUGCCUUGGCGCACUAUGUUAACUGCCUGGAUCUGGUAAACAAGAGGCUACCUUAUGGCCUUGCUCAGAUUGGAGUGUGUUUUCAUCCCAUUUCUGAUACCAAGCCGACACCUGAUGGUGUUAAAAGACUUGGUGAGAAGACUGAAGCUUCUCUGGUGUGGUUUACUUCAGCAAGAACCGCAAACCAGUGGCUUGAUUUCUGGUUACGUCAUCGACUUCUGUGGUGGAGAAAGUUUGCCAUGAGUCCAUCUAACUUCAGCAGCGGUGAUUGUCAGGAUGAAGAGGGACGAAAAGGAAGCAAACUUUACUACAAUUUUCCCUGGGGAAAGGAGCCAAUAGAAACCCUGUGGAAUCUAGGAGAUCAUGAACUUAUACACAUGUAUCCUGGAAAUGUGUCUCAAUUACACGGCCGAGAUGGACGAAAAAAUGUGGUCCCUUGUGUUUUAUCUGUAAGCGGAAAUCUAGACCGAGGCGUGCUGGCUUACCUCUAUGACUCUUUCCAGCUAACAGAGAACUCCUUUACAAGCAAGAAGAAUCUUCACAGAAAGGUACUUAAACUUCACCCGUGUUUAGUCCCUGUUAAGAUUGCUUUGGAUUUGGGAAGAGGCCCAACAGUAGAACUAAGACAGGUUUGUCAAGGGCUAUUUAAUGAAUUACUAGAAAGUGGAAUUUCUGUGUGGCCUGGUUAUUUGGAAACUGUGCAGUCCUCUUUGGAACAACUUUAUUCAAAAUAUGAUGAAAUGAGUAUCCUCUUCACAGUUUUGAUUACUGAAGCUACUUUGGAGAAUGGAUUAAUACAGCUGAGAAGUAGAGACACCACAAUGAAGGAAAUGAUGCAUAUAUCCAAAGUAAAAGACUUUUUAACCAAGUAUAUAUCAUCAGCUAAGAAUGUAUAGAUUUUAAUAUUUGUAUAAUAAAUACUCUCCUUUCCUAAUUGGUUGUCUGACAUUGUUAGAUUUUUUUUUUAGCC